Molecule: messenger RNA, 3428 nt
Organism: Benincasa hispida (wax gourd)
Lineage: Eukaryota; Viridiplantae; Streptophyta; Magnoliopsida; Cucurbitales; Cucurbitaceae
Biological process (GO): regulation of defense response to fungus
Source: RefSeq, a predicted model, not a curated record
UUAGCAUCGGAAGGCCAAGAAAAACAGGGCGCUACCAAACAGAGGAAAUUGGUGUUUUUGAUUCGUAAGUUCAUAACACCAACGCAGUUCUGCUUCUACACUUCAUUUUCCGAGAAAAAUUUCUUCCCUCCAAAGAUUAUUAAUCCCCCAUUGAUUGUUUUUUCAGAAUGAUUGACCCCCAAAUGUCACAAUUCUGAAAGUGAUUUGAGGUUUUGCUUCGUUUCUAUCCUCUGCUCAGCUUCUUUUCACAUGGGAUUUCUUUCUUUCCUUCAGCUUUUCCUUCUCCUUUCGCCUUUCUCCCUGUUUUUAUUCGCCUUCUAACCCACCAUACUUUACUCCCUUUUGUGGGUUUUCUUCUUCUUCUUCUUCUCCCUUUGUUUUCUGCAUUUUCUUCACUGUCUGUCACUUUCGGAUUUUUUGCAAUGUCGGGUUCGGCUAAAUUGCGACUGGUUCGAUGCCCCAAGUGUGAGAAUCUUCUCCCGGAGCUCGCUGAUUACUCUGUUUAUCAGUGCGGUGGAUGUGGUACCGUUCUACGAGCGAAAGUUAGAAAUCAGGAAGAAGACUCUUUGUCUUAUAAGUCUGAUGAGGACAGGGUUGGUGGGUCGUCUACUAAAUCCACGAGUACUCCCGAAAAAGGGACGGUUGAUCUUAGUGACGCCUCUGAUGUGGAUUUUAAGUCGAGUCCUGAUUCUUUGCCUAGUGAUCUAAUUGGCUCAGAGAAGGAUAAAGUGGAGGUUGCUGAGAAAUGUGAAGAGUACUUCAAUGGCAAGACUGAUAAAUGGGGUGUUCAGAAGGAUAUUAACUUGAAUAUAGAUAAAGGUGGUCUGAGUAAUUCGAUGGGAAUGAAACAAGUGGAUUUGAGUGUUCAAAUGAACUCGACCAUGCUUGGAUCAGGAAGAGAAUUGGAUUGGCAGAAGGGAGAAACAGGUGGGAUGGAGGAGGGGGUUGAGAAGAAGAACUCAAGGGAUGAUAUGGAGAGUGUGAGGUUCUCAACUUCUAACCACAAAGAAGAUCAAACAAAUUAUCGAUUGGAUUUCGUAUCUGGUGUCCAAGAGCUUUUAAGAAAUCGCAGCAACGCCAGUGGAGCUGAUAAAGUUAAGCACCUUGAACAGGACCGACUUGAGCUUUUGAGGAAGCUGGAUGAGUUGAAGGAUCAACUUGGUCAGUCUUGCAAUUUGGUUCAUAAUCCGAACCAAAUGGCUCCGGUCAAUUGUGGGGUGAAACCUGCUAAACCUUUUUAUCCCUCUGGUGCUUGGCCCAUGGAUGGUUCUUCAGGAUCAAAUGCCUCACAGCAGCUACUUGGGCCUGACAAAUGUAUUGCAGGUCCUUCAUUUUCCUCCUAUUGUCCAGAACCAUUUCCUCUUACAAAUGCAGUUGAAAUGCCCGCGCAAGGGUAUUAUCCAUCGAUGCAUAAUCCAAUUAAUACAUCUCGUUUUGGGGACCAUUUUGGUUCACAAAUGUUAAGACAAAACUCCUACCAGUUUUCAUGUGUGCAUCAACAACACCCUCACCAAUAUCAUUCUGGCCAUUACGUCGAUACCAGUGUGGAUCCAUUCAAUCACUACCCUCCUAAUCCUCCCUUUCAUCAGCCUUCUUGCUCCUGUUUCCAGUGUCAAAAUAGAUAUUCACAGGUUCCAGCUUCAGUACCCGGUUCUUACUACAAUAGAAGGUUUCCUGAUGUUCCAAACAAUUCCUCACUAUAUUCUCAUGAAAACGCUGCUGCUUAUGGUGCAUGUGUUAAUAAUAUUAGAACCACUAAUCCUCCCCUGAGUUUUCGUGACCGACAAGCUCACUCUAGAUGGCCAACUGACUUCAGUUCUGAAAUUGGUGGUGUCGUUGGCAGUCGUCCUCGGAGGACAGUGUUAGUCAGUGGUGGUCGUAAUUGCUAUCCAAUAGCUGGUGGUGCUCCAUUUGUAACAUGUAAUAAUUGCUUUGAAAUGCUGCAACUUCCUAAGAAGCUAAUGAUGGUAAAGAAUCAGCAAAGUGUUCGUUGUGGGGCUUGUUCUACAUUAAUCAGUUUUACCGUUAUCAACAAGAGACUUGUUUUCUCCAAUCAUUCACAGGCAGAUCCAUUUCUCUCAGAGGUUGAUGAUAGUGAUGGUCAGGCGGUUAGGGGUUAUAAUUCAAAAGUUAAUGGCUACUUGAACCGUACUAAUUUCUCGUCCGAUGAUUAUGAUAACACUGUUUACGAUUUUGAGUCACCAGACAGAGAGCCUGUGCUACAGGCCGUUGGGACAGGUUUAAGCUCAACUAAGCAACAAGAGAUGCAAAGUUUUCAUCCUUCCUCUUCAAGUACCUCAGAGGAUGAAGAUAGUCCAGAUGUUUUAACUGCUCCAAGGGAUGCUACAAACAAUUUACACAAUUUAAUUAAAACUACCCGCUCUCCUCCCCUUCCUGGUUCACCUCUUCAGUCAUACUUCGAUUACUCGUCUAAUAAUCAGGUGGCAAACAGGUUUGCCAAGGGAAACAGAAGUAGCCGUUCAGAUCAGGAGAAUGUGAAACCAAAUAAGGUUACCUCAAGGCAGAAUUCUUUAAAAGAAGCAUCACUGGCAACUGAGAUGGAUGUGUCAAUGAAUGACUACUCCAAUACUGUGGCAUUUCAAGAGUCACAGGAUGCAAACAAAGAAGAUAACCAGCCAAAAGCCAAUAAAGGAGGGGAGUCUUUUUUCGCAAACAUUAUCAAGAAGAGUUUUAGAUCUAAUCACGCAGAUGAGCGGAGCAGAAGUAAUGUUUCAGUUAAUGGACAAUUAAUACCAUACCGCGUAGUUAAGAAAGCAGAAAAGCUUGCUGGACCAAUCCUUCCAGGAAAAUACUGGUACGAUGCGCGAGCCGGAUUCUGGGGAGUCAUGGGUGGACCUUGUCUUGGCAUAAUUCCUCCUUUCAUAGAAGAAUUUGACUACCCCAUGCCAGAAAACUGUGCUGGGGGAAAUAGUGGUGUUUUUGUAAAUGGCAGAGAGCUUCACCAAAAAGACUUGGAUUUGCUUGCUGGUAGAGGGCUUCCCACUUCAAGGGGCAGAUCUUACAUUAUUGAGAUCUCCGGCCGAGUCCUUGACGAGGACACUGGGGAAGAGCUCGAAGGCCUCGGAAAACUAGCUCCCACAGUUGAGAAGGUAAAGCAUGGAUUUGGCAUGAAAGUUCCAAGAACAGCUUGUUAAUCAACAGAACAUCAUUGGGAUGAAAAAGCUGUCUAGUUAACAAAUCAUCUUUGGAUAAUAUUAGAUAUGAAGAAGGCCAUAUAGUUUGUCUGCAAAAGGUCUCUCAUCAUUUGUGUUAUUAUAGUGUUAUCUGUUUAGUUACUUUAGUGUUGAUGUUUGUGUGGCAUGUUCUCAAUAUGUGUCUGUAAAUUGUUGAUUCCUUCAAUCUUGUAUUCAACUGUUGAUAAGUAUCAAGUUUUCCACCAUUCUUUCUUGAAGGAAAAAGAAAUAUUU